This is a messenger RNA of Nannospalax galili (Upper Galilee mountains blind mole rat), 4570 nucleotides long. RefSeq names its product collagen type XX alpha 1 chain (gene Col20a1). Lineage: Eukaryota; Metazoa; Chordata; Mammalia; Rodentia; Spalacidae. Gene Ontology annotation, molecular function: protein binding. The record is from RefSeq and is a predicted model, not a curated record. The coding region runs from base 168 to 4310 and encodes 1380 amino acids. The transcript has 37 exons.
UCUGUGGGGCCACUGUGUGUAUCUUUUUGUGGAUGUAAACUCUAGAAGGAACACAGGAAGACCCCAGUUUGGCUCCAACUCUUACCUAGUUUUAGCCUUAGGCGACAUCCCCAAGACAACAGGUCACAGGCCUCUGGGCCCCAUACCUACCUGGCCCAAGAGAGUGUAUGAAGAAAAUGGCUUUCUGGUCAGGGGGGGGACAGAUGGGUGGGUGGGCAGUGAAGGAUCGUGGCCUCUCCUCCCACAGGCUGUGCACCAAGAGCCCCCGAGGCUCCCACCUCCACCUCUGUCUCUGGAUGUGGUUGGGUACCACCCUGGCAUAUGGGCAGGGACAAGUAAGUAGCCGCCUGAGGCUGGCAGUGCUGCCCGAGGACCGGCUGCAGAUGAAGUGGAGGGAGGCAGAGGGAAAUAGCCUUGGCUACUUGGUGCAGGUGACACCCAUGGCAGGGGACUCAGAGCAGGAGCUGAUGCUGACCACCAAGACCCCCAAAGCCACUGUGGGCGGCCUGAGCCCUUCCAAGGGCUAUACCUUGCAGGUCUUCGAGCUCACUGGCUCUGGGCCCAUCCUGCUGGCACGGAAAGAGUUUGUGAUUGAGGAUCUGAAGAGCCACUCUCUGGUCAGAGGUAGCCGGAGGCUGGUGGGAGCCCCCCUGGAGCCCACACCCAUCCCUCUGGGAACCCUAGACCCUGAGCAGACUCCUGAGCCCAGCGUCGCCAUCACCCUAAGCCAAGGCCCUCCUGUUCUUGGAGUGACCAGUGAGGGUCAGGGGAAGCUUAAACAAGGACUCGGAAUACAGGACCAUGCUCAGCCAACUGCAGACCUAGAAAGGCAGAGUCACACUGCAUCCUCCGUGGGAAAGAGAGGGAAGUUGGCUGACCCUGAGUUCCACUGCACCCCCCCCAAACCUACGGAUAUGGUCUUCCUGGUGGAUGGCUCCUGGAGUAUUGGCCACAGCCACUUCCAGCAGAUCAAAGACUUCCUGGCCAGCGUCAUCAUGCCCUUUGAAAUAGGACCAGAUAAAGUCCAAGUAGGUCUGACUCAGUACAGUGGAGACCCCCAGACCGAGUGGGACCUCAAUUCCUUCCACACCAGAGAGCAGGUGCUAGAAGCUGUGCACAACCUCCAUUACAAGGGAGGAAACACCUUCACAGGCCUCGCCCUGACCCAUGUGUUGGGGCAGAACCUGAAGCCAGUGGUGGGUCUUCGUCCAGAGGCAGCCAAGGUGUUGAUUCUGGUGACAGAUGGCAAAUCCCAGGAUGAUGUACGCACAGCUGCCCACAUCCUUAAGGAUCUGAACAUUGAUGUCUUCACUGUGGGUGUGAAGAAUGCUGAUGAAGCAGAACUGAAGCUCCUGGCAUCCCAGCCAUUGGACAUCACUGUCCACAACGUGCUGGACUUCCCACAGCUGGCCACACUAGCUGACCUACUCAGCCGCCUCAUCUGCCAGAAAGUCCAGGGCAGGGACCUGAACAGGGACCCAGUCACACCAGCAGCAGCCACUCUGGCCCUGCACCCCCUCCCCACGCCUACCAGCCUGGUCCUGACCCACAUCACCUCCUCCAGUGUCCAUUUGUCCUGGACUCCAGCCCCACAUCUACCUCUCAAGUAUCUAGUUGUAUGGCAGCCUUCCAAGGGUGGUGCCCCCAGGGAGGUGGUGGUAGAGGGGCCCGCCUCAUUCAUGGAUCUUCAUAACCUGACCUCCAACACAGAAUACUUGAUCUCCGUGCUCCCUGUCUAUGAGAGUGGGGUUGGCGAGGGCCUGCAGGGCCGGGUAAGCACAGCACCCCUGCCUCCACCCCGGGCACUGGCCUUGGCUGCAGUGACACCUAGCACCCUCCACCUUACCUGGCAGCCCUCUGCUGGGGCUACUCAAUACUUGGUGCGGUACUUGUUGGCUGCCCCGACUGGGAAGGAGCAGAGGAGAGAGGUGCAAGUGGGGCAGCCUGAGGUGCUGCUGGAUGGCCUGGAGCCAGGCCAGGACUAUGAGGUUUCAGUACAGAGCCUCCGGGGACCAGAGGCCAGCGAGGCCCAGGCCAUCCACGCUAGGACCUCCACCCUAGGACCCCCAAGACACCUGAGUUUCUCUGAUGUGAGCUACAACUCAGUCUAUGUGUCCUGGGAAGCCCAGAGGCCUGUGCGCUCGGUCAAGGUCAGCUAUGUCUCCAGUGACGGCAGCCACUCUGGGCAGGUGCGGAUUCCUGGAAAUGCUACCUCAGCCACUCUGGGCCCCCUUUCCUCCUCCACCAUGUACACCGUCCAUGUCACCUGCUUUUACUUUGGGGGUAGUUCCUCCAUUCUGACUGGCCAUAUUACCACAAAGAAAGCCCCCAGCCCAAGCCAGCUGUCUGUGAUGGAGCUGCCAGGUGAUACAGUCAGGCUGUCAUGGGUGGCUGCUGCCUCAUCUGGUGUACUUGUCUAUCAGAUCAAGUGGACGCCCUUGGGAGAAGGGAAGGCCCAUGAGAUCUCUGUCCCAGGGACACUUGGCACAGCCAUCUUGCCUGGUCUGGUGAGGCAUGUGGAAUAUGAGAUCACCAUCCUGGCUUACUACAGGGACGGCGCCCGCAGUGACCCUGUAUCCCUCCACUACACCCCCUCUGCAGCAAGCAGGAGCCCACCAUCCAGCCUGUCACUAUCCUCGGAGACCCCGAACAGCCUGCAGGUGAACUGGAUACCACCAAGUGGCCAUGUCCUCCAUUACCGGCUUAAUUAUGCACUGGCUUCAGGCUCUGGACCAGAGAAAUCGAUCUCUGUGCCAGCCACCAGGAGCCACGUCACCCUUCCUGACCUGCUGUCUGCCACCAAGUACAGGGUCCUGGUCUCAGCUGUCUAUGGAGCAGGGGAGAGCGUGGCAGUGUCUGCCACAGGCCGCACAGCAGCCUGCCCAGCCCUGCAUCCUAACAGCUCCCUCCCAGGGUUUGACCUGAUGGUGGCCUUUGGCCUUGUGGCAAAAGAGUAUGCCUCUAUUAGAGGUGUGGCCAUGGAGCCUUCAGCCUUGGGUGUGGCACCGACCUUCACACUCUUCAAGGAUGCUCAGCUGAUGCGGAGGGCCAGUGACAUCCACCCAGUGACCCUUCCGCCAGAACACACCAUUGUCUUCCUUGUGCGCCUGCUUCCCGAGACACCCCGUGAAGCCUUCGCGCUGUGGCAGAUGAUAACUGAGGACUUCCAGCCCAUGCUUGGGGUUCUGCUGGAUGCUGGCAGAAAGUCUCUGACUUACUUCAACCAUGACCCCAGGGCAGUCUUGCAGGAAGUCACCUUCGACCUGCAGGAGGCAAAGAAGAUUUUCUUUGGGAGCUUCCACAAGGUGCAUGUGGCUGUGGGGCACUCCAAGGUUAGACUUUACGUGGACUGUCGGAAGGUGGCUGAGCGGCCCAUUGGAGAGGCUAGCAGCCCACCCUCUGCUGGCUUUAUCACACUGGGGAGGCUGGCCAAGGCCAGGGGGCCACGAAGUAGCUCAGCCAGGUUUCAGAUCCAGAUGCUAAGGAUCAUGUGCAGUGACACCUGGGCAGACCAGGACAGAUGCUGCGAGAUUCCUGCCCUGAGGGAUGGAGAGACAUGCCCAAACUUCCCUUCUACACGCACCUGCUCGUCCCAGACUCCUGGGCCCCCAGGACCCCAGGGGCCCCCGGGCCUCCCAGGGAGAAAUGGCACUCCAGGAAAACAGGGCCACCCAGGGCCCAAGGGAGAGCCGGGGCCACCUGGACAGACAGGACCCAAAGGCCCUGGAGGUCAGCAGGGGUCACCAGGGACCCAGGGCCGCACAGUCCAGGGACCCAUGGGUCCACCAGGGGUCAAAGGAGAGAAGGGGGACCAUGGACUUCCAGGCUUGCAGGGCCUCCCUGGCCAACAAGGCAUCCCUGGGAGAGCUGGCCUUCAAGGACCAAAGGGAAUGAGAGGAUUGGAGGGACCUGCCGGCCUGCCUGGACCACCUGGCCCCAGGGGGUUCCAGGGCUUGGCAGGGGCCAGGGGCACCAAUGGGGAACAAGGGCCCCCAGGGGCUGUGGGACCCACGGGUCUACCAGGGCCUAAAGGUGAACGAGGAGAGAAGGGAGAACCACAGUCCCUUGCCACCAUCUUCCAGCUGGUGAGCCAGGCCUGUGAAUCAGCCAUACAGACACACAUACUGAAGUUGAACUCCUUUCUGCAUGAGAACUCCCGGCCCCCGAUGCCCAUCAUGGUAGAGGCUGAAAAACCAGGCAGGCCUGGCUCCAUGGAGUCCCCUGACUCACAUAGAAAGACCCUACUUCCUGGAGACUGGGGACAUAGCUACCACCUUGAGGACCAAGGAGAGCCUGCAGCUGUCAGAUAGGCAGCCUUGGGCUGCUGGGGAGACAGCCCCCAAGACCCUUGGAGUGAACAGGACCUUCGCUACCAUUUCAGAUCACCCUGUGUUGCCUCAUGUUAUCCUCAGUUUUGUCUGGACACUGAAAACAAAUGUGUCCCAGACAGGUGGAGAGGGAACUGAGGAGAGACCUGAAGUGGCAGGAGUGAGAAAGGAGAAGGAUGUUCCCACCCCAAGCCCAAGCCGUUUCUUUGUAUCAUUUCCAAGUUCAGAUAAACCUCUGACUG